This is a messenger RNA of Liolophura sinensis, 1923 nucleotides long. RefSeq lists its product as uncharacterized. NCBI's taxonomy places the organism in Eukaryota, Metazoa, Mollusca, Polyplacophora, Chitonida, Chitonidae. The transcript has 12 exons. The coding region runs from base 52 to 1860 and encodes 602 amino acids. The record is from RefSeq and is a predicted model, not a curated record.
CAGCACGUCUAUGCCCAGGCGGCGCGAGUAGCCUACACAUAUCCCCUCGAGAUGAACGAAAAGAUCGUCGAAGUUCCGCAAGAUAUCCAUAAAGACGCCUACUUUGUGGAUUUCGGGACUGAAAGGAAGAAGAGCGAGUCGAAGGUUUCGAGCGCUCAGUUUUGGGGGGACAAGGUCAUGUCGUCUUGGGCUCGACUGGAAUACAACCACGGCUUGGCCAUAAGGAAGUGGACGGAAGUACAGAGGGGCCAUCUACAAUACUCAGACAAUGAAUGUCCUGAGGCUCUGAGGAAAUCUCUGUCAGCAUUGGUGGAUUACGCUGAGCGGAAGGCGGGGGUCCUUAUGAAUAUUCAUCAACAGAUCGAGGACAACAAGACCAUGGGCAGGGCUCUUGUCAGUUAUGAGACCCACGACUUUAAGCCCACUAUGGAAAGACUUUCCAAAGAGAUGAAUUAUCUAGUGACUACCCAGCGAAUCCGAGAGGCGCGAUCUAAACGAGAGGGGAAGAAAUACCAGGAGAGCAUGAAGAAGAUUAGAGACAAGGAGCAGGUAUUGGCUGACGUCACGCAUGCUAAGGGCCAUUCUGACAUCGCCAUUGGUCGGAUGUCGGAGUGUCAGAGUCAGGCGAUGGCCACACUGGACCGGUACAUCACGACUAUCAGGAAAGAACGGUCACAGAGGAGAGAGUUCCUUCAGUACGCUGUCCAUUUACAAGAAAUGUGGAGUAACAAACAGAGAGAGCGCUUGUGUUUACUUCUCACAUCGAUCCAAAACUUUGCCAAAAAAAUAAAAUCAUCUGACAUGGAAAUAACAAAAAAUCCACCAUCCAAGCAAAUAAAGGACGCCAUAAAACGUGCUGACAUCGCAUCUAUCGUAAAGGACAUAGAAUCCCAAUACACGAAAGUCCACAUUUCUUCACGAAGUAAGGAUAUCUCCAGCACGCCCCAGAAGGGUUUCCCUUUACACCACUCCUCCAGCGCUCCCCGAGUCCGACUUGAGGCCAUGCCCGUCACUGAGCAACGCAUAUCACCGCGCAAGACGGUUACGCUACCUAACGAGGGGGACGCUGGGAGCCGUUCUGAUUGUCAUUCUCGCGUCGCAACCUUUAAGAAGUUGGAUGCCUCCCCUCACCCACUCACACCUAACCACAGGGUUCUCCCCAUCCUUUCUAGAUCUAAUCCGUCACCGCAUUGUGAGAGUCCGAUGAAAGAGACAAGCUGCACACCGCGACUUAAACUUCCGUUAUCAGUGACCUCUAGCGACACCACAGUCCUCAGAAACAGUCCGAGACGACUUCCUGAGAUCAGCCGUCUGACGCCAUUAGAUCCCAUCACAACAAGGGAUGAAACCUGUACUGGUGAGCAAGGGGACAUAUUUGUGAACCACUUAACUCCAAGUCAGACUCUAGCGACCGUGGUGGAGGAGCCAGAUGCGCAGCAGCAAAGGAGUGAAUGCACCGGAAGUAUAAUGGAUGACGAAGAUGGCCGUUUCUCCUCACCAAGCGGUCGACCUCCAACACCUGUGGAACAGGGGGCCAUCCGGUUUAAGCGAUCGCCUCUGAAAACCCUUAAUCGAGUCCUAUUGACCCCUGCAGGCAGACUGACCCCCGGUACACCUCGGUAUACACCGGACUAUCGCUCUCUCCGGAGAACGGGUUCCAAAUCCAUGACGCCCAGUCAAGCCUGUCAGAGCUUCCUUAAGGUCUCCGCUGCGGCACGCAAAAAGAAAAGAAGUGAAAUAUUUACGAAAAAUACAGGUCACCAGCGGGUCAUCAGUUCUUCCGAUUCCACAGAGUUGGAAUCAAGGGCACUGGUCUUGGUGAGAAGGCCCACGCACACAGGCGUCCGAGAUAAAACAUAGAUUCAUGUCAGAUACCAACAGACACAUACCUAAAGACUUCCAUCAUAUCUUAAUUGUAAUCAA